AUGUUUCUAAGAGCCGCCAUGGAGACGGUGACGGUGGGCCUGUUCGGAGCCGCUGGCCCGCCAGCUGGAGCGGCCUCUCGGCCGAGCACGGGCCCGGCUAACAUGGACCACCUGCUGGACAGCUGCGCGCCGGCCGUCGAGAAACGACGGCUCGACGCCCCGAGCCGGCGCCCCAUCGACGAGUGGAUCCCCAAGACGGUGGUGGUGGUGAACCUGGCCGACUUCUACAAGCCGCGCGAUGCGUCGCAGCUGUUCGGCUCGCAGCCGGAGGGUGGCGCCACCGGCGACGAGGCGGCCAGCGGCCUCCACCUGCUCGCCUCGACGGCCAACAUGGCCGGCGGCAGCGGCGCCGAGCCGGCCGGCAAGCCCAGGUUCACCUGCGCGCUCUGCCACGCCGGCUGCUCCUCGCAGAUGGCGCUGCGCGUGCACAGCGCCUCGGCGCACGCCACACGGCUGGCGGUGUGCACGCGCUGCGGCCAGUCGUUCCUGAACCAGCGCCAGCUCGACAGGCACCCGUGCGAGGAGCAGAAGCGCGAGGAGCGAGAGCGGCCGCGACCGCGCGUGCCGCCGCUCGUCGUGCGGCCACCCAAGGCACCGCGCGUAAGGCGUCUGGAGGACACCAGCUCCUCGGAGGAGGAGGACUCUGAGGAGGAGCGGGGUCGUUCCCCGUCUCCGCCGUUGCCGCCGCCGCCGCUGCCGCGGCCCGUGGCGCGGCGGCCGCCGCUGCCAGCGCCGCCAGCGCCACCUAGGAGGCCGACCAAUGGCAAGAAGGAGGCGUAUGUGUGUCGUGUUUGCCAUUCCAAAUUCCGGGAUCCGAAAUCCGUGCUCAGCCAUCUGAAAGAAUUUCACCCAGAGCAUGCCAGAAAAGCGUGGAACAAGUUCCAGGAGAACCUGCGCUCGCGCCAGCCGGGCAGCGGAGCGCGGCCCGCUCCCGGCGGCGCCGGCGGCGACGACACGUUUGCCGUGCGCUCCGUGGCGCCGAUGAAGCUGAAGCUGUCCCGGCCGCAGCAGCAGCAGCAGCGGCUGGACUCGGAGCCGCCGUCGCCGGGCUUCGUCACGUGCGGCGUGUGCGGGGGCACCAAGUAUUACACGCACACGGCGCGCUGCCGGCUGCACGGCUCGUACGCGUGCGACGCGUGCCGCCAGUUCGCCGGCCGCGUGCAGCCCGCGCAGCCGAUCCAGUGCCUGCUGGGCCUGGGCCGCUGCCACAUCCCGGUGUUGGCGCCGCGGCACGCGGCCGACACGCGCUGCCGCGCCUGCUGGCUCAAGAAGUGCCUGGCCGCGUUCAACAUGCCGGCCGAGCGGCACGACCGUACCAGAGAUGCCUCCCCUACCGCCCUCUGCCUGCGGUAG
Pollicipes pollicipes is the source of this 1353-nucleotide messenger RNA. RefSeq lists its product as uncharacterized. Lineage: Eukaryota; Metazoa; Arthropoda; Thecostraca; Pollicipedomorpha; Pollicipedidae. The record is from RefSeq and is a predicted model, not a curated record. The transcript has 9 exons. Bases 1 to 1353 code for a protein of 450 amino acids. Gene Ontology annotation, molecular function: zinc ion binding; DNA-binding transcription factor activity, RNA polymerase II-specific; RNA polymerase II transcription regulatory region sequence-specific DNA binding. Gene Ontology annotation, cellular component: nucleus. Gene Ontology annotation, biological process: regulation of transcription by RNA polymerase II.